UUGAUGGGCUGGAGAAUUCAGUCACUUGAGAAAGGGUCUCAUGGAUGCCACAGCUGAUGGAGGAAGAGAGGAACAAAGCAGAGGCACCAAAUUCUUCUUUCGUGUGCUGCUGGGGCCCUUGUUGGCUCAGCUCAGCCACCUGAGAACUGGCCUGGGCUUUUGGUUUUCCUUGUUAUUUUAUUGUGCUGCAGUAGUACAAUUGUGAGAUGAAGGGAGGAAUUUUGUUGGUUGCCUUCCUGUGUAAUUUCACAAAGUAUUUCGGUAUUGGUUUAGCUACCUGUCAUUUCCUUGUUAGGGAUAGAGGAGGAAGGGAGGAGUCGGGUGGUGUUAGGUGUCUGCAGAAGAAAAAUUUGAUUGACCACGUGUCUCCUGAUGCUGAAGACCCUCUGGAAACUGUAAAGAAGAUCGCCGAGAAAAUGAGGAAACUUGCAUCCACCAACUGGAUCUCUGACUCGGACAUUUUUCAGGAUCCUGAUUUAGACUUUUCUGGCCCCAGUUUUGGAACCCUCAUUGCCAUUGGAGUUACUGUUUUUGCAGUGAUUGUCGUUACUAUUAUUCUGUGCCUCACCUGUUCCUGUUGCUGUCUGUACAAAGCAUGUCGAAGACCACGCCCUGUGGUGACCACUGCCACCACGACGGUGGUUCACUCUGCCUAUCCCCAGCAGCCAGCAAUGCCACCCAGCUACCCAGCAGCUCCAUACCAAGGCUACCAGCCCGUGGCUGUGCAGCCCCAGCCGGGGAUGCCAGUGGCUCCCUACCCUGCCCAGUACCCUCCCCCGUACCCCACGCAGCCAGCAGGACCCCCAGCUUACCAUGAGACCAUGGCAGCUGGUGCUGGAGCCCCUUACCCCACCCAGCCCCCUUACAACCCUGCUUACAUGGAUCCUCAGAAGCCCACCUAUUGAAAAGCUUCUACUGUGCUUCUGCAUACAAAACUUUUAAAAAUAUAAUUUGUUCUGUUUACACCAUUCACCUGUACUAUAUUUUUCUGGAAGACAACAAUCUUUUGUUAAAGUAGAGUGAAAAUCAGUUCAUUAUCUUCUUCUUUUUAAUGCUCCAAGGAAGGAGUAUUUUUCUUGCAGAAGUUAAUUUAUACCUCAAGCAAAUACAAAAAGAGAUUUUGCUCUAGAUACAAUGAGAGUAAUGAGAAGAAUGAGUAUUUCAGAAAUACAGAACCACAAUACCAUUUGCUGUGCAAUAAUUUUGAGAGGAAUGGUCUAAUAUGAGCAUCGUCAGAUACCCAAAGCUGUAGCAAUCUUUUGCACAGUAUUCAAAUGUAAAAUCUUAACUCUAAGAAACUACCUGAUACAUGUUAUGUAAGUUCUGCCUGUUUUGAAGCUACUAUUGUUAGGUAAGCUACCAUUUAAUACAUUUCAUUUAUCAUUCAAAAGGGAAUUUUCCUUUUUUUGCAACACCUUUACCUUUGGUAAGAGGUAGUAAACCAUGUUUAAUUGCCUUUGAACUAGUUCUAAAUAGCAUGAGUUGGUUAUUUCCUUGUUUUCUGUCCCAAUUUUAAGGUUUAUAAACUGUGCCUCCAUUGGGUGUUAUAGCUAAAAAUCAACAGACUCUCUGCCACUUAAAGGACCAAAUAGAUCAAAUGCUGAAACCCUGAAAAUUCUCCAUAAAAAUUGUUGGAUGAGUAUUUCUUGUUCUGGUAGUAUUGGAUAAGCUUACUUCAGUCAUGUGUUGUUGAUGAGUUUGGAAUUAAAAUCAGCCCCUUAAUCACACGUUAACAGAGGUACCUUGGCAGCAUUCAGUCCUGCCUCAUCCCAGAGAAGGAAUUCCUUUACAGGAGGGAUGGAAUGUCACCAGAAGAUUGGGAUUUUCAAUUGCUCAGGUUUUUUCCACUGUCUCUAGUGGGACCUGUAGGUGGCAGGAACCUAAGAAUUACAGACCUUAAUAAAUCCUGCAUUGGAGUAGCAGUGUGCUGGGUGAGGGGCCACAGUGAGCAUUAGCCUCCCUUUUGUCUUUUGUAUUCCCAUAAAGCUGAGCAGAGAAUGAGAAGUCAGGGAAAGGAAGGAUUUGGUCACAGGCAGGUAAUGUAUUUUUAAGAAGGUAAUGCUUUGAGUCAUGAAACAUCUUGAGACAUCCUCGUGACUGUUAACACUGCUUAGGCUUUAGGCUUUAUCAGUCUUUCAUUGCUCAAACAAAUAAGGUGGGGGUUUUUUCACUGUCCUCAACAAUUCUGUCUUUUCCAAUGUUGAAAUGCAAUUUGUUGUUAAUCCUCACAGAACUAUGUAGUUAUUUGCAUGUAUCACUGUGACAUAAUCACUGAAAUAAUUUUAACAUAUCUUUUACACUGAUUUUACUUUUUUAGAAAGGCCAUUGAGCCAUUUGUCCUGUCAUUCUACAUUUGGGUGUAUUAUUGUUUGGUGGCAUUGUUUUACCUCACAGAGUGGGUGGAAGUUGCUGUUGUCAAAGGCAGCCUUGUUCCCCUUUCCGAUUUUUUGAGUCUAUUUCUGCAUUAUUCAGAUUUUUUUUUAAAGAAAGUUUUCAGGGCAUUUCAGAAGAAACUUGUUUAAAGUUUUUACACUGGGGUUCAUGACAACCUGUGCCCCUCUGUUACACCUCUCUGAGUGUUGAAGUCAAUAGCAUUAAAUGGUGCCAAGAGGCACUUACAGAGCAUUUAUCUGUGUAUCCUGUGUCUGUGUUCCUCUUUCCUGCUGUGUCAGCUGAGGAAUUGGGCAAAACUUCAUUACACUGUCAGAUGUUACAUGGACCAACCAAAAAAGGAUGGUGUUUCCUGUAUGGAGGAGGAAGUAUUGCCUUAGAAAUCUGGAAUGUUUCUGUAGGAGGGCACUGAGCAGAAAUAAAUCCUGUGUUACAGAUCCUACCCGUGGUGCUUAUUGAUGGAGAAGGAGGACAGAGACUGUCCCAGCACCUUUGUUAGUCUGUGUGCUGCCAGGCCAGGGAGAGCACAGGUAUCCAGUGUGGGGCUUCCUCAGGUGGUCACUGUGCCCUGCUCUUCCUGUCCCCCACCUGGUGUGACAAAGGGAGCAGCUCGUGGCAGUCACAGUGUCAUGUUUGGGUUGUGAGAGGGAAAUCUGCAGUUUCAUGGCAGGAUGGCUCAGUCAUCACCCCCGAGGAGAUGGGAGGAAAGUAAGGAGGCAGCAGUAAGAGACAUUCCCAAAUACAAGGUUUUUGGGGGAAGUUGUACAGACCAAACAGAUGGCCCUGAAUUGCCACUGCUCAGUGUGGGGUGGUGGGAGAUGAGGGGUAGGGUUAAGGAGCUGAAAAUUGACACCUUUCAUCAGUGGACAUGUGCAAAUGAUGGCUAUGUACAAGUGAAGAGAUCAGUCAUUCAUGUACAAGGAACUGCCUUAGCAAUACCGUUACUAAUUCAGUUACAAAACUUACUGAAAGAAGAGAAAAUGGUCCAGUUCAAAAUAAUUCAGAUUAUGAUUAAUUUCUUACUGUUAGUGCAUUAAUCAUCAUUAACAAUGAGGUGUAGGACCAAAUUUUAUUUGGUUCUUGCCCUGCAGCCUUGUUGAAGUUUGUUUUCAAAUACUGAAGAGAAUGGGAUGGUUACAGAAAAGAUGGAGAUGAUCCAGAAGUUUUUAGUUGAAGCACUGCUGGUGUGUCAGUCCCAGUAGCUGUUGCCUUCAUGUCACACUUGUUCUCCACAGUGCUGUAGGGAGGAGGAAAGGAGCUAAGACUUUAAAUGUUGAUAUAUCUUUUUUUUUUUUAAUUCUGUAAGUGCCUUUGUUUCAGAAAUGUUUUGUGAAAUUAAAGACAGUAGAAUAUUGAAUUUACUAGAUAAUCAUUGUUGCUUUUGUUACAUACUGUAACCUCGCUUUGUAUGUUGUUUGUAGGUUAAACAUAAGUAUUCAAACCAAAUGGCAUAAACUCUAUGCACCUUUGUAAUAAAUUCAGUGUUUGAAGUA
Molecule: messenger RNA, 3884 nt
Organism: Passer domesticus (house sparrow)
Lineage: Eukaryota; Metazoa; Chordata; Aves; Passeriformes; Passeridae
Gene: SHISA5
Product: shisa family member 5
Exons: 6
Coding region: 207-905 (232 amino acids)
Biological process (GO): positive regulation of canonical NF-kappaB signal transduction
Cellular component (GO): endoplasmic reticulum
Source: RefSeq, a predicted model, not a curated record